GACUCCCACUUCAUACGUCCCUUAUACCACAUACGUUACUUUCUCUGGAAAAAAUACAAGGCCAAGAAGGCUGCUAAGGAGGAAGCUAAGAACCAGAGCCAGGGAACGAGUGGCGCCAACCAAGAGGGCAGGAAGAGCAAUGACGAGAACUCUGCCCGCCCUGACGCUGUGCCCGAAGGUGGACGUGCUUAGAUCCAGUUUCUGCCUGUUUUUUUUUUUGGCAUGAGUCACUAUGAGUGACUUCAACACGCUAUGGGAGAUGUCGUUUGAGUUGGGAUAGAUAGCUGUGGUGAUCUAUUCAGGAUGGAGACGUUCUAGGGAAGGUCUUGGUUGCGUUGUUAAUGUUGAGGCUUUAGCGUUUAAAGCUUACGGUAUAAUCACUUUCUUUGUUCCACAUUCAUGAAUAUCAUACCAUCUCGUUUGUGCUGCGCUACUUUUUUCUGCAAACACCAACACCAAAUUUGGAGUAUGAAUGCCAUGUC
Molecule: messenger RNA, 482 nt
Organism: Serpula lacrymans var. lacrymans S7.9
Lineage: Eukaryota; Fungi; Basidiomycota; Agaricomycetes; Boletales; Serpulaceae
Exons: 3
Source: RefSeq, a predicted model, not a curated record